CUAUAAAUUAGGAAUUGCAAAGAGCCAUAUUGAAUAGAAUGCUCCGAGCUUCAACCCAACAUUAGAGGAAUCAAUUCUAUCGUCUCUUUCGGGCGCCUCUGAACAGGGAAGCAGAGCCUGGCUGUCUAAGCGAGGAAUUAGGCGCUAUGGAUUUGAGGUUUGGAAUUGUUUUCCUUCUUGUGGUGGGUGCUGCUUGGGAUUGUGAUGCUAGAAACCUCGAAUCAUUUGAUUCUGAGUUAAGCUACCUGAAGCAAGGGAAGGACGUUGAGGCUUUAUCUGAAGCUUCCAGCAAGCCGAAGGUAUGUGAACUUUGUGAGAGCUUGGUCAGUCAGGCAGUUGAGUAUCUUGCAGAAAACCAGACCCAGAGUGAGAUUAUUCGUAUUCUCCGACAAACCUGUGCUGUGGUGGGUUUGUUCAAGGAGGGGGUAGAGAUACUCCAGGCGCUUUUGAAUAUAUGCGACUCUUUGGGGAAACGUGCAAAAGAGUGCAAGAAACUGGUAUUUGAAUAUGGGCCUCUGAUCCUAGCCAACUCGGAGAAAAUUCUAGAACAAACAGAUAUUUGCAAAGCAAUUCAUGCUUGUCCGGGCAUAGCUGGUGGUGACAAGGCCAUAUCAUCUGUUGGAACUGUGUCUUCGCUUGCCGACGCUUGAACUCGCACACCAAACACAACGGGGGGAUCUACAUGUCAUGUCAGAACGAAAACGGGUAAGGAAGUUACUUUUUCUUUGCCCCUCUCUGUCUUCUUGUGAAUCUAAUAUGAUACAAUCUUUUCCCAUGGAUGGUCUGUGUUAUCAUGUACAUUGAUAUGUGGAUAUGUAUGAUUGGCUGUUGGCUGUUGCAAUAUUGAGUAAAGAAUCAUUCUACUUUGUUUGUGGCUGUUCA
Messenger RNA from Cucurbita pepo subsp. pepo (vegetable marrow), 882 nucleotides. Lineage: Eukaryota; Viridiplantae; Streptophyta; Magnoliopsida; Cucurbitales; Cucurbitaceae. The record is from RefSeq and is a predicted model, not a curated record.